Molecule: messenger RNA, 2527 nt
Organism: Andrographis paniculata
Lineage: Eukaryota; Viridiplantae; Streptophyta; Magnoliopsida; Lamiales; Acanthaceae
Product: external alternative NAD(P)H-ubiquinone oxidoreductase B1, mitochondrial-like
Exons: 9
Coding region: 301-2112 (603 amino acids)
Molecular function (GO): calcium ion binding; NADH dehydrogenase activity
Source: RefSeq, a predicted model, not a curated record
AAAACUUGGCUGACUUCUGCAAUCCGUGAGAUCCACGUGUGAAGACGGACGAACCCCUCCAAGGCCCCCAUCGGACAAAUAAUCCAAGAUCUCAGUAUUCAAACUAGUCUGAACUUCGUUUUACUCACUCAAUUUUGGCAUGAAUGAGUGAACGCAUAUAAAUCUUUUACUGGCGGUUGAAAAGCAGGAAGAAGGGGAUCAUUUUUUAUCGGGUCUUCUUUCCCAUCGACGGUGCAAGCUGAACUGAAAGGUGCUGUGUCUCUCGGCCCCAGAAUCUGAGGAAUUUCCACUCAGCUAAAUAUGAGGUUUUUCUCAGAUUUCCAGAGGAUUCUCAGUGGUUAUCCUGCUCCAGCCAAGCUUUUGGCAGUUUUCUCUGUCAGCUGUGGGGGCGUCAUUGCAUAUGCAGAUUCUCAGUCAGGGGAAAUAACAAGUUUGCAACAGAAUCAAAAGGCAAUGGCUAAGAAAAGAGUGUUGGUUCUAGGAACAGGAUGGGCUGGUACGAGCUUCCUAAAAGAUUUGGAUAUCUCAUCUUAUGAUGUUCAGGUGGUCUCCCCCAGGAAUUACUUUGCAUUUACCCCAUUGUUGCCAAGUGUCACAUGUGGAACAGUUGAGGCAAGAAGCAUUGUGGAGCCUGUUAGGAACAUUAUAAAAAAGAGGAAAGGCGAAAUUAAGUUUUGGGAAGCAGAAUGCCUUAAGAUAGAUACUGCCAACAAGAAGGUUUAUUGCCAGUCCAGUGUUGAUGCGAAUUUAGCUGGGAAUAACGACUUCUCAUUAGAGUAUGAUUAUUUAGUUGUUGCCAUUGGUGCGCAAGUAAACACAUUUAAUACCCCUGGUGUCUACGAGCAUUGCCAUUUUCUGAAGGAAGUGGAAGAUGCCCAAAGGAUUCGGCGGACAGUAAUAGACUGCUUUGAGAAAGCUGUCCUUCCAGAGCUAAACAAGGAAGAUCAAAUGACUAACCUCCAUUUUGUUAUAGUAGGGGGGGGUCCAACUGGUGUUGAAUUUGCUGCAGAACUUCAUGAUUUUAUUCAUGAAGAUUUGCUUUCUAUAUAUCCCUCAGUCAAAGAUCUAGUGCGCAUAUCAAUCAUACAAUCUGGUGACCAUAUCUUGAACAUGUUUGAUGAAAGGAUAAGCUCAUUUGCUGAACUUAAAUUUCGGAGAGACGGUAUUGAAGUUUUGACAGGACACCGUGUCUUGAGUGUUUCAGAGAGAAUAAUUAACAUGAAACAAGUCUCCACAGGAGAGAACAUCUCUAUACCUCAUGGAAUGGUAGUCUGGUCAACUGGGGUUGGCACUAGGCCAGUGGUGAAGGAUUUCAUGGAACAAAUUGGCCAGGGCAACAGGAGGGUUCUGGCAACUGAUGAGUGGUUACGGGUAAAAGGGUGUGAGGAUGUAUAUGCUCUUGGUGAUUGUGCAACUGUAGAUCAAAGAAAGAUAAUGGAAGAUAUCUCAGUCAUAUUUAAAGCUGCAGAUAAAGACAGUUCUGGUACUCUAACUAUAGAAGAAUUCAAAGAUGUUAUUGAAGAUAUCAUGAUACGAUAUCCCCAGGUGGAGUUAUAUCUGAAGAACAAGCAUCUGUUUGAUGUGACCGACCUAAUGAAAGAUAUGAAUGGAAGUGAUAAAACAGAGAUAGAUGUUGAAAGUUUUAAGUUAGCGCUGUCUCAAGUGGACAAACAGACAAAAAACCUUCCAGCAACUGCACAAGUUGCUUCCCAACAAGGUGCAUACCUUGCUAAAUGCUUCAACACGUGGGAGAAAUGUAAAUCCAAUCCUGAGGGUCCUCGCAAGUUCAGAAGUGGCGGUCGGCACGAAUUUCGCCCUUUCCAGUAUGAGCCUCAAGUCUUAGAAAACCCCUAUGGAAUAUUAUCUUUCUUUCUGACUCACAUGAAAAGUUCUUCAAACAACAGGUAUCGUCAUCUCGGGCAAUUUGCACCCCUUGGUGGAGAGCAAGCAGCCGCAGAGCUGCCUGGAGACUGGGUUUCCAUUGGACACAGUACACAGUGGCUUUGGUAUUCUGUAUACGCAAGCAAGCAAGUUAGCUGGCGCACUAGAUUUCUUGUGAUUGGUGACUGGUUCAGAAGAUUUACCUUUGGGAGAGAUUCUAGUCGUAUCUGAAAUAAGGGCGUGCUGCUUGGAUCAUGAAGAGAUACUACUAGCAAGAUUAAGAAUAGAGUGGUUUCCAAUAGCAAGCGUCGAUUGAGGUAUAUCAUAUGUGCAUGUUGAAUCUGUGUUCUGGAGCAACCCAUUGUUGUUUUCAAUGUGCUUGCCGCAUGCGUACAGGAACUUUUCCUGGGCAUAUUAACUUUGUUAUUACUAUUACCUACGACUAUAAUAUAGUGUGUUCCGAUAUUGGUUCUCACGGUGCUUAUCCUUCCGAUUAUGUGACGUGUGGCUAGGGUGGGUUCUUGGUGGUCAGAUUGCAUAAUAGUAUGUGCAGUGAUUUUUGACCUAAAAAAGCCAAAGCCUCCCAUUUUUUAUGUAGAAAAAUAUACAAUAGCUGUUUUUUUAUUUCAUGGCUUGCCUGCACCAA